This is a messenger RNA of Microplitis demolitor, 1463 nucleotides long. RefSeq lists its product as uncharacterized. Gene Ontology annotation, molecular function: protein binding. NCBI's taxonomy places the organism in Eukaryota, Metazoa, Arthropoda, Insecta, Hymenoptera, Braconidae. The transcript is spliced from 7 exons. The record is from RefSeq and is a predicted model, not a curated record. The coding region runs from base 55 to 1362 and encodes 435 amino acids.
UCAUAAAUUUAUGACAUAUCAUAAACAUAAGUAUAUUUAUUUAUAAAAAACUAAAUGACGGUCUCUGAUCCAUUGAUAAAAGACUUGAAAGGAUGGGCGAGAAAACUGACAGAAGCGAAUGCUGAGAUAACUGACAAGAGCACAGACCUGCUGUUGUUUUGCGAGUGUCUGGAAAAAUGCCUGCAACAGGGUAUCAUUCAUCAUCUGAAUCCUUUCAGUUUGUCCAAGUCAUCAGAAGUCUGGGACUGGGUUGAAGAGCUGGUGGAAAGACAUCUAGGCGAGCUGCCGACACUGUCACUGGCAGUGGAAGCGGUUUCGCAAAAUGAAAAAAUUCAAACGCCUGGUGGGAAGCUGAGACUUUUUAUCAGAAUUUGUCUAGUCAAAAAGUGUCUGCAUUUGCCGGUUCAACUGCUUGUGAGGACGCACGGGCUAACUAGAAAUUAUUAUGAAGCGACAAGUAUUCUGGGUGAUGAAAUUCUUGGGGAAAUUUUUCUCUCAGUUCUGUUGCAAAUCAGCAGAUUGAAAUUUAAUUUGAAUAUUAGAAAUUCAAGGUUUCUUGAUGACACCUGGCAAUUACCUGAGUUUAGAAAUAUUGAAUUAGUGCCUUGUAAAACUCUAGGAAUUUCUAUUUGUUUCACUAAAGGAAAAGCAUUAAUUGUAAAUGUCCAAGAAAAUUCCGUUGCCGCUGAAGAUGAUAAAGUAGAGAUUGGAGACGUCCUAGACGAAAUAAACGGCCAAGUACUGACGACAAAUACUCGAGGAAAAUUAGGAAAACUUCUAAAAAAGUCAUCCGGUUUACCAAUAAAUCUCUAUAUCAUCAAAAAGCGUUACAAGUCUAAUGAUUUGUACGGGCCAAUAGCGUCGCUGAUAAAAAACUGCGGAAUCGAUCGGCUGAAAGUUAUUUUGAAACCGCAAAAACCGGUCGUGUGUCUGGAAGAAAAACCCGCCGACAUAGAAGUAAAAAAGCCUGCAGACAAUCCUGGGUAUCGGGUUACGUAUUGCGGGAGUAUCUUGAUAGGCACCGCUGGAGAUGUCAAACAAAUAGAGCCCGCAAUUUACAAACUCAUAAAACGCGGGGACAUUAAAUUUGUUGAUGUUAAAUUCGAGUGCUUGGAAAUCGGAAUCAAAGUCACUCAGGAAUCGGAUAAUUCUGUGAUUUUGAAUCAAUGUUACAUGGAAAUUUCAUCUUGUGGUCGCACUGCCAACAUUCCUGAUUAUUUUGCAUUCAUCGCUGGAGAUAAAAAUUGUCAGAAAUCAACAAAAUUUACAGCGUUUAUUUUUCAUCAUCGUGAUUCAAGUCAAGUUCAAACGAUACUGCAAAGUCUAGCUCAAGGUUUUCAUCGUACGCAUUAUGCAGUUUGAAGAAAUUAAUUAAUUAAAUUUACAAUUACACCAUAUCAGUAUAAAUUUUUUGUCUAUACCAAAGAUUAACACCAAAUAUAAAUAAUUUAUUACUUCGCAAA